CUGCCAUGGCUGCCGUUGACAGCUUCUACCUCUUGUAUAGGGAAAUCGCCAGGUCGUGUAAUUGCUACGUGGAAGCGCUAGCCUUGGUGGGAGCCUGGUAUACAGCCAGAAAAAGCAUCACCGUCAUCUGUGACUUUUACAGCCUGAUCAGGCUGCACUUUGUCCCUCGCCUGGUGAGCAGAGCAGAUCUGAUCAAGCAAUACGGAAGAUGGGCAGUCGUGAGCGGUGCAACAGAUGGGAUUGGAAGAGCCUACGCAGAAGAGUUAGCAAGCCGUGGUCUCAAUAUUAUCCUGAUUAGUCGGAACCAAGAGAAGUUGCAGAUGGUUGCUAAAGACAUCGCUGACACCUACAAAGUGGAGACCGAUAUUAUAGUGGCAGAUUUCAGCAACGGCCGUGAGAUCUACGAACCGAUUCGAGAAGCCUUGAAAGACAAAGACAUUGGCAUCUUGGUAAAUAAUGUGGGCGUGUUUUAUCCCUACCCUCAGUAUUUUACUCAGGUCUCCGAGGACAAACUCUGGGACAUCAUAAAUGUAAACAUUGCUGCGGCUAGUUUGAUGGUCCACAUAGUGUUACCGGGGAUGGUGGAGAGAAAGAAAGGCGCUGUUGUCACUAUCUCUUCUGGCUCCUGCUGCAAACCAACUCCCCAGCUGGCUGCCUUUUCUGCUUCAAAGGCUUAUUUAGACCACUUCAGCAGAGCAUUACAAUAUGAAUAUGCUUCUAAAGGAAUCUUUGUGCAGAGUCUAAUCCCAUUCUGCGUGGCUACCCACAUGACUGCCCCUGGCAGUUUUCUGCACAAGUGCCCGUGGUUGGUGCCUUCACCAAAAGUAUAUGCACAUCAUGCCGUUUCUACCCUGGGCAUUUCGAAAAGGACCACAGGAUAUUGGUCCCAUUCUAUCCAGUUUCUUUUUGCACAGUACAUGCCUGAAUGGCUCUGGGUGUGGGGAGCAAAUAUUCUCAAUCGUUCUUUACGUAAGGAGGCCUUAUCCUGCAAACCCUGAAACUGGAUGAUGGUUUGGGACGCUUUGCCAAGUCAUGGGAACCUACAGUAUUCUGACAUUUGGAAGAACACAUUUAAUUUAUCUUCUGUAUUUUCUUUUAUUACUGAUGACUUAGCAUAUUGUUGGCUCAUCAUUUGCAAAGCAAACAUAAUACUUGUAGAGAAUGUUGUGGAAAAACUCAAGGGCCAAAUGGAUGGCACAGAGUAAAUAAUGACUGAGGCACAAGAACUGAUUGAGGAAACUUAAAUUUCAAUGCUUUUUUCCCCUAAAUUGUUCAAAAGUUGUGUGGUUUAUGUUGUUCUAGGAGCUACAGCAAUCUGGUACUGAAAUAUAACAUGACUUGUGACCUCUUAAAAUUUCAGAUGGUUUUUUUAAGGGAAAUUAUGUCAGUAGGUGAAUUAUAGUAUUGGUUUUCAAAUGUUCAUCAGGAAAGACUAUUUAAAAGUGUUAUUUUAUAAGAUGGCUGGUAUGAUUAGCAGUAGAAAUCUGUGUGUGUUAAUAUUGCGUAGCUCUAGUUGUCUAUCUGUAUAUGAAAAUGCUGCUUUUUAACUGAUAUUUCAUUAGAGAACCAUAUGUUUAUGGAUGUGUGUAUCUGGGUAACUUUAUGGGUAAGUUACUAAAAAUUUUUGUUUUUGUUAAGCUGGUUUAAUGUGGAACCUUACAGGGUAUUAAAGUUCUAGAUUAUUUCUCUUUAUACUAAACAAUCUUACCCAAUUUUGUGCUAUUGGCUUGCCAAGUAUAAUAUUACUUACACCAUCUGUUUUUUUAACUUACCAUGGAAUUAAUUCAUUCCUAGAUUUGGACGUGUAAUGACUGACUGUCAGUAAUCUGUUGAUUUAUAAUUAUUGUGGAUAAGUAGUGAUUUCUUAGCCUAUGACCCAUUUUAUAACUAAAAUUUAGCCCUAUAGAGCUUGUUAUAUCUGGUUUUCAUACACUUUUCUAUGUAAUAUUAUUUAAUUCCAGUAGCAUUAUUGGUGUAAACAUCAAGUAUUUAUGAAGUUAGUAGUUAAAAUAUGGACAAAUGUGUGUGAUACGUAUUGUAUCUGUUGAAAUAAGUUAGAAGCUCAUUCUUGGUUCCUGUAAUUACUUUAUUCAUUAUAGUGAAUAGUUUUAUUGGUGUGAAGAUAAUUAUGCAUAGCCCCCCACAAUAUGGGUUAGCAUUGAAAGCUACUGUGAAAUGUUUUUGGUUCAGGUCCUAUAAAGCCAAACAUUUUGAGGACCACAUACGUAGUGCUUGAAGUUGUAAAUCACUGUAUGGAUAUGACAGUGUGUGCAAAGUAAAAAUUUGGAGUUUAAUAUUGGGACACUGAUGCAGAAGCUAGUAAAUUUUUGAAAUCAGGACUUUUAUGGAAUUGUUUUCUGAGAUGAUGUUCCAUUAUGAGUAGGUCUAAGCAUGCUUUCAUGUUAUGCUCACAGUUUUGCCAGCGACACCGCUUCAGUAUUUUCAGAUGUGACUUUGACUCAGUUCAGAAGCUCUUCCACUUAUAGAUCAUGCCUUCAUCACAUAAGAGGAAGACAUUCAGAUGUGAAAACAUACACACUAAUGGCACUACAUAACACUGAAGGUAUUGAUGGAGUUAGUUUAGAGCCUUUAUUUGGUUACAUUUGACAUUUUCCCUCACCCAACAAUUAUGGUCAUUAAGACUAGAAAAAAUUUGAUGUCCUGCCACAUUGACCUGAACUUUGACAUGUAAUAAGCAGCAGCAAUGUAAUGUAAAAAGUACCAUAUUUAUACCUGUGUUAUGUGGUACAGCAACGUCUUAUAUUUAUAGAUUAGGUAUUGAAUCAUUGUUACAUGAUGAGAAUAAAUAAACCAUGUCAGUGAUGUUUUAAAAA
Myotis lucifugus (little brown bat) is the source of this 2834-nucleotide messenger RNA. RefSeq names its product hydroxysteroid dehydrogenase like 1 (gene HSDL1). The record is from RefSeq and is a predicted model, not a curated record. The transcript has 4 exons. The coding region runs from base 6 to 998 and encodes 330 amino acids. Lineage: Eukaryota; Metazoa; Chordata; Mammalia; Chiroptera; Vespertilionidae.